CGAAAUGAAAUGUAGUGUCAAAUUAGACAUCUGAUCAUAAAAUGACAGUUGAUCCAUUCACUGAAUCAGAAGGCGCAGAUAUCGUUUGUGUAUUUGUCUGCCAUUUUCACGUCAAGAAGGGCAAUUUAAUUGAAUGGAGUAGCCCGACCUCAUUUGACCUCAAGACAGACGCGGUCGAGUUCAAAUGUCUGCCUAGUGGAUCUCAUCUGGUCAAAAGAGACACUGUCUUCUUCAAAGUAGGAGACCAUUUUGCAGUGAGUCAUUUGAAAAAUGUUCACAUUGAUGAACAGCAAUCAAAUAGUGACGGCAAAAAUUUGGAAGAUGAAAGGGGAACUCGUAUGCGUGCUAUAGGGUUUGUUUGUAAAUCAGUGCUUCGAUUUCAAAAGUACGCUGAGUUUCUGACUAGAAGUGAAGACGUGAGCAGAUUAUACGAAAGUGUUCAUAAUGAUCCGGAUGCUUAUGAAAUCCUGCAGAGUUAUGCAAAAGAGCAGAAAGAACCUGUGCCAAGUGGUCUUAGCUACAGAAUUCCAUAUUCGCCAAACUAUGGUUUCUUUUCACUUAUUGAGGAUUUCGGUGUCAAACUCCUUGUGCUGUGGAAACUGAGUUUGCUCAAUCUGAGGAUCCUUUUUUAUAGUUCACCUCCGCUUGAAAAACUGUGCAAUCAGUUGUAUCCUUUAUCAAUAAUAUCUCGCUCGUCAUUCAAGAAAAACUUUUGCGUUUCUCAGCUUAGUCAAACUUCAAGCAGUGAAACGAGUGAAGCAGAAGAUGACUUUUUGGAUGUUAAUAAAUUUUUAUUUUACGUAUCACUGCUUGAUUUAUCAGCCAAUCGAGAAAAUCGGUUUAGCGAGGGAAGCGGUUACAUGGCGUGUACCUCAGACAAAGUUGCUGAAGAGUCAAUGAAAAGCUGCUACGAUAUAUUCGUUGAUGGAACGUCUAUACGUUCCUGGCGACGGGAUCUAGCAAGUCUGUUGAAACCCUCGAAGGCCGAUCAAACACGACUCACAGAGCUGAAAGGGCUGCAGUUGUUUCAUUCGGAGUAUUCGCCUGAAGAAAUCCAUGAGACUUUUGCGAAAUACUUCAUCGAUUUGAAUAACGGAAUAUUUAAAACUUUGAAUGAAAGUUGUGAAGGUGACAACAUCGAUGGAAGCCACAUGGCUCAGUUAGAGAGUAGUGGGAUGGUGAGUUCAACGGUGGGCGAAAUAUCUAGUGCUCAUGUUAGCCAAAUGGGGUUGUUGCCUAACAGUGGAGACAUGGAUUUUGUACAAGAAGUAGCGGCUCAUUUUGAUUUGAAUGUUGUAGUGGUGAAAGAUGGAGGAUGUUGUCCUAUUUUUACAAGUUUCUAAAGAGGCAGACAAGAAAACUGUAAAUAGCCCAACAAUGGUGAAGGUCCUGGACCUAUUUUGAUACGUAACUCGCGAUAAUCAAGAUCAGCUUUUGUAUGGUGUAUUUAUGUCAAUUUUCAGGAUGUGUAUUCAAAUUAUGUAAAUUACAUUAUACAGAGUAGUUUUGUUAGGCGUGGUAUAAUUUAAUGAUUAUAUCAAGUUAGUCCAUUUUGAAUUAAAG
Molecule: messenger RNA, 1563 nt
Organism: Symsagittifera roscoffensis
Lineage: Eukaryota; Metazoa; Xenacoelomorpha; Acoela; Convolutidae
Product: DENN domain-containing protein 11-like
Exons: 2
Coding region: 42-1343 (433 amino acids)
Cellular component (GO): lipid droplet
Source: RefSeq, a predicted model, not a curated record